Messenger RNA from Gadus macrocephalus (Pacific cod), 4859 nucleotides. RefSeq names its product cingulin (gene cgna). Gene Ontology annotation, cellular component: myosin complex. Lineage: Eukaryota; Metazoa; Chordata; Actinopteri; Gadiformes; Gadidae. Bases 174 to 3863 code for a protein of 1229 amino acids. The transcript has 20 exons. The record is from RefSeq and is a predicted model, not a curated record.
CGUCCCAUGAUGAACUUGUGUGGCUGGUUUGAUAUGAGGGUGUUGCUGUUUCAACGCUGUUGAUUAAUUUUGAUGGCUCCACGAUCCAUAACUGAGCUGUUUUGAAGUAUUUCGGUACCAGUGGAGUAACAAAUCAAAGCCAGCCCAAGCGACCACUGAAGGAUUCUCACAACAUGAGCAUGAGCACGUCCUCUGGUGGCCCGACCCCCUUGGACCACGGGGUCCAGAUCCGCUUCAUCAAGGACCUCCAGGACGCCCGUGGUGGCGGGGUCCCGGGCCCCCAGCCUCGGACCAAGCCCCGUCCUGCCUCCAAAUAUGGGGUGGCGGUGAGGGUGCAGGGGAUCGCCGGCCUGCCCUACGUGGUCCUAAAGGACGGAGGGGAGAAGGGGGACUCGUACGGCGUGCAGCUGAAGACGCACUACCCCCCCGGCUACGGCAGCCUCCCGCGGCGCAGGGAGAAGGCGGAGGUGGGGGAGCAGGGGGGGGAGGUCAUGUACGGAGGAGGCGGAGGCGGAGGAGGAGGGGCGCUACGCAGGGCCCAGUCACAUGGCUCGCUGCUGGACCGGGACGGGGAGGAGCCGGGAGGAGGCGAGGAGUUCCAGCUCAGGCGGCCCCCGGGGGACGGGAGGUCGGGGAGCUAUGGCAACCUUGAUGGAGGGCUGGUCGUCGGGAGGGAGAGAGAGGGUGCCAGGGGAGGGGCCGUCAGAGAGGCGGACCAGAACGGGCGUUAUCAGAACGGCUCCCUCGAUGGAACAAGGGGGGUCCAGGUCAGGCCCAACCCCCCUCCUCCUGCUCCUCCUCCUCAAACCACGCAGCUCAACUCUGGCCAAAGACGGAUCACCCCCGUCAACAGACUGAUCAACAGGUUUGAUGGCCGAGGAGGAGGAGGAGGAGGAGGAGGAGGAGGAGGAGGUGCUGGUGCUGGUGGAGCCGAGCAACAAAGGGUCUACUCUCCACGACCGGAAGACCCCAGAGAGGCCUCCCCUGUGCUCACCCCCAAUCCCUACUCCUCCAGGCCCUCCUCCACCGACAGCAGCCUGGGACGGAACCAGAGCUCUGCCUCCAGUGGGCCUCAUCAGUGGUCUCCAACUGGGAGAGCAGUAGCUGUGGACAACAACAACAGCGCUCCCAUCCAUAACUCGGAGAAACACGUGACCCCUGACCUUUUAUUGGACCAGGGUCAGGUGGUGAACGAGGAAGAGGAACAGCUCAUGCAGACCCUGUACAGCAUCCUGAGAGACGGAACCAGUGAGAGUGAGGUUGCCAUCAGGCAGAAAGUCCAGGUCAUAUUUCAGAAGGUCCAGAGCCUCAGGUCCAGGGACGGGUCCGGUGCGGAGUGGAGGAAAGAGAAGCGGGAGCUGGAGAGGAUCCUGGGCGACCUGCAGGCCGCUCUGAAGGAGGAGAGGAGGGUAGGUGGAGCCCCGUGGGGCUCCAGUGGCAGGCCGGACCCUGCUCUCCGAGAGCAGCUAGAGUCGUCCCUGGACGAGAACAUCCAGCUCCAGGAGAUGCUUGGUCGGAAGAACAAGGAGUUCCACCAAACACAGUCUGAGCUGAUUCAGCUUCGCAUGGAGAGGGAGAACGCAGAGACACGGGUCAGGGAUGUGGAGGACCAGCUGGCUGGGCUCCAGGACGAGCUGAGGGAGAGCAGCAGGACGGAGUUGGCGGGCUUCCAGGCCCAGCUGGCGGAGGCGUCCCAGCUGAAGCAGCGUCUGGAGGAGGGCCUGCGGCAGCGGGAGAGGGAGCUGACGGCGCUGAAGGGCGUGCUGAAGGACGAGGUGGCCUCGCACGACCGCGACAUGGAGAGCCUGCGGGAGCAGUACAGCACCGACAUGGAGAAGCUCCGUGGCAGCAUGGAGCAGGUGUCCCAGUCCCAGGCGGGGAUCGAGGCGGAGCGGCUGCGGGUCAACUCCUCGGUGCGCUCCCUGCAGCAGCAGCUGGAGGACUGCCGGGACGAGAGCAGCCACUGGAUGGAGCAGUUCCACACCACCAAGGAUGAGCUGCGCACCACCCGGCAGGAACUGCUGAAGGUGCGUCUGGAUAAGGAGGAGUUUGAGGAGGAGCUGAAGGAGCUCCAGGGACGGGUGAGCUCCAUGAAGCAGCAGAUACCUGACCCCAGCCACGCAGAGUCCCUCUCAAAGGAGCUCUCGAGUUCCCGUUCAAACCUGCUGAAGGUGCAGUCAGAGGUGGAGAAGCACAGGACUGACAUGGACAGGAAGGUGAUGGAGGUGAUUUCCUUGAAAAAGGCCCACCAGGAACAGGAGGCGGAGCUCAAGUAUGAGAUUGACAGGCUGAAGGAGCAAUUGAAGAAGGCCAAAGAGGAGUUCGCCAAGGAACAACAAAGAAGCAAAAAGCUUCCAGACCCAUCGGUCGUCUCCGAGAUGGAGCAGAAGCUCGGGGAGGCCAAAGGGGAGGGGACCCGCCUUCAGGAGAAGCUCUCAUUGGUCGAGGCGGAGCUACAAUCUACCAAGACCUGCCUUUGCAGAGCGCGGACGGAACUAGCCGAUCUCAGAGACUCUGAGAAGGAGCACGAGGAAGCCAGCAAACGCAUCAGAGAUAAAAUCGUACGCCUUGAGGCGCAAAUGCAGAGCAGCACCUCAGAGAGCUCUGAGCUGGAGGUGGCCUUUCACAGCGAGAUCAGGGGGCUGAAGUCGGAGCUAGAUGAGGCCAAGAGGAAAGCCUCCCGCCUGGGCCAGGAGACCAUAGAGCUCCGGCAGAGCCUGGAGGUCCGGGAGAGGGAGAAGGAGGCGCUGGCUCAGUCCCACAGCCAGCUGGAGGAGGCCCGGCUACAGCAGGAGAAGGCUCUAGAGAAACUUCUCAAGGAGCAUGAGUCGGUGCAGGGCUCGUCCAGAGAGGAGGUGCAGAUUCUGCGGGCCCAGCUGGAGGAGCAGCGGGAGAAGACGCGUAAGGAGACUCAGGAGGCCCAUCGCCACGGCAACGACGCUCAGGCUGAUCUGGAAAGGAGCCAGGCCAGUCUGAGGAGGCUGGAGGAGGAGAUGUCGCGGCAGAAGAAGGAGCUGCUGCUGGCGUGUGAGGAGCGGGACAACCACCAGCUGGACCGAGAGCUGCUGACCAACAGACUGCGCCACCUGGAGGGAGAGCUAGAGAACAGCAAGAACAGCCACAGCGAGAAGAGCCGCGAGAACCGCCUGCUGGAGGACAAGAUGAAGCGGCUGGAGCUGGAGCUGGAGGAGGAGAAGGGCAACGCCGAGAUGCUGAUGGACCGGGUCAACCGCAGCCGGGACCAGAUCGACACGCUGCGCUCGGAGCUGCUGCAGGAGAGGUCCUCCAAGCAGGACCUGGAGCUGGACAAGACCACCAUGGAGAGACACCUGAAGGAGUUGAAGAGCCGCCUGGCGGACAUGGAGGGCCAGUCUCGCUCCUCAGCAGGUGUCUCUCAGCUGGAGCUCCAAGUCCAGGAGCUGGAGGAACGUCUACGCAGUGAGGACAGGGAGAAGAACUCAAUGGUGGCGUCCCAGCGUCGCCUUGAGAGAAAACUGAAAGAGCUCAGCAUGGCCCAGGACGAGGAGAGACAGCAGCACACGGAUCAGAGAGACCAGCUCACCCUGCGGGUGAAAGCCCUGAAGAGGCAGGUGGAUGAGGGGGAGACGGAGGUGGAGCGUGUGGACGGGCUGAGGAGGAAGGCCCAGCGGGAGAUGGAGGAGCAGCUGGAGCAGAAGGACGCGCUCCAGACCCGCAUCAAAGCGCUGGAGACGGAGCUCAAGAGGAAGACCCAGGCGGUGAGACGCCAGGCCCUGGAUUCCUCCGCCCUCAGCUCGGAGGACGACGAUGACGACAGCCUGUACGACCCCUCCGGCAUCACCUCCUACCUCACCGAGAGCAACCUGCAGACCAGCUCCUGCUAGCCCCCGCGCCCCCAGGGCAGGGCGCUGGGUCUCUAAGGGGAAACCACAGUGGUAUGGGGCGGGGGAGUUUAGGUGGAUUGGUCAAGUCUGAAAUGAAACGGCUAUAGUGUAGUGGCGGGAGGAUUGCCCUUGUGUUGAAGCAAUGCAGAGAUUAGUCCAGGAGAGUGGCUAUUAAAAGGCCUCGAGGUGAAUUGGAGGAAACGCAGGAUGUGGCGGAGCUUUCCUCGGAAUAUGUGUGUUCGGGGGGAGGGGGUCUUUGGCUGAAGCACUACAUUGGGACACUACAUGUGGACUUUUGCUACGGAGCCACAUUGUGUGUGUGUGAUUUCAGUUUGAAAAUGAAUGCGUUGUGGCCCUUUCUCUUUGGCCUGACACGAUGGGUGCACAGAUCUGGCCUGCUGUAGUUGUGGAUGUCAGCCAGACAACAAGGCAGGGAAUGGUGCUGCGGUACAUUCUAGGAUGAGUUGAGGAAGCUGGGAUUUUCAGUGAAAAUGACACUGAUAUAAGUAUGCAUUCUGUAUUUGUGUUAUAAUACUGAGCCUAAUGCCUCAUUUGAAAUCAGGACUUUGCUCUUGUUCCUUGAAACGUUCAUUUCCGAUUGAUUUGGAUUGAAUAAUGUACAACCUUUUAGGUCCUUUCCUUCAGAGUUCACUAUUUCCAGUGUAAGUGAUUCCUACAUCACUCGCCUCAACUCAUUUAUGCACACCUUAUUUUUCUUUGUUGAUUGUUUUGUUGAACCUGUAUGACAUUAUGCAUAAUAAUCAAUGUUGGAUUUUUGUUAGUUUUGUAAUAGAGCCGCAUGGACCAAAUGUUGGUUAAAAAGUUUAUGAUUACCACAAGUGUCUUUUGGACAAACAGUUUGUACAAGGAUGGUGCAAUGGCUGUUCCUGGCCAAUGGGGCCAAAGCCUUGUGAUGAGAUGGCUAAUAUUUCAUCAACCAUAUCUUAUGAUUUCACUGUUGAAAAUGUUCCUAUAAAGUGUUAAGACUCUUCUUUA